AUGAUUAUCUCUCUUGCAUUCCGAAUUUCUUUUGCUGAUAGUGUAAUGCUACUUGCUGUUCAUGUCGGUGGAGCCAUUCUAGAGUCACAAGCACCCCACAGAGAACUUCAAGCUUUUCGUCUGCUGCAAGAUUGUCCUGGAUGUAAUAACCUCCAGGAGGUGUCUGCUUCCUCACUUGCUGCAGUGCACUAUGAUCCGGAUCUUAAAGAUGUGAACAUAGUUGCCACAUACAGUGACCAUUAUGGCAAUAUACGGCUUGGUAGGGUGAAAAUGGGGGAUCUUUCAUCUUCUUGGGUUUUGGACAAUCCUGCCAAGAAACAAGGUCCGCAGCUAGUGAUACCACGGGAUUCAUUUCAAAAUGCUACUAUAAUGGAAGGGAGUGCAAGUCAUUCUACAACUAAUCAGUCUGGUGAAAGCGAGAAUCAGUUUCCACAUGUGGAAUUUACAAGCCCGGCGAAACUGAAGCGUCAGAUUUUACGUAAGGAAAGGAGAGGUCAGCGAACUUUGGAGCUGAUCCAACAAGAUAAGGAAACUGACGAGCAGAUGCAAGAAGCAGCAAUUGAGAAGUCAAUGAGUUUUGAAAACUCAGUCAUAGGGAAAUACAGUAUAUGGAGGCGAGACUAUGAGAGCCCAAACGCUGAUGCUAUCUUGAAGCUUAUGAGAGACCAGAUCAUAAUGGCAAAAGCAUAUGCAAAUAUUGCCAAAUCAAAAAAUGCAACCAAUCUUUACGUUUUCUUGGUGCAGCAGUGUGGAGAAAAUCAACGUGUUAUCGGAAAAGCAACCACCGAUGCUGACCUUCCUUCAAGCGCACUUGAUCAAGCAAAAGCCAUGGGCCAUGCUCUCUCUCUAGCAAAAGACGAGUUAUAUGACUGCCAUGAACUUGCAAAAAAAUUCCGGGCCAUGCUUCAAUCCACUGAGCGCAAUGUAGAUGGACUGAAGAAAAAGGGCACCUUCUUGAUUCAGCUGGCCGCCAAAACAUUUCCCCAGCCAUUGCAUUGCCUGAGUCUGCAGCUAGCGGCAGACUAUUUUCUUCUCGGUUUGAAUGAAGAGGAUGCAGUCAAAAAGGAUGCCAAUCGAAUAAAGUUUGAAGAUCCUUCUCUCUAUCACUAUGCGAUCUUUUCGGAUAACGUUCUCGCUACAUCAGUUGUGGUCAACUCCACUGUCCUGAAUGCGAAGGAACCGCAGAAGCAUGUGUUCCAUAUAGUAACUGACAAAUUGAAUUUUGCUGCAAUGAAGAUGUGGUUUCGCAUCAAUGUUCCUGUUGAUGCGACGAUUCAAGUUGAGAACAUCAAUGAUUUUAAGUGGCUGAACUCGUCGUACUGCUCUGUUCUACGGCAGCUUGAAUCCGCAAGGCUGAAAGAAUACUAUUUCAAAGCAAAUCAUCCUUCAUCCAUCUCAGCUGGCGCGGACAAUCUCAAGUACCGAAACCCAAAGUAUCUAUCGAUGCUGAACCAUCUGAGAUUCUACCUUCCUGAGGUAUAUCCGAAGCUGGAGAAGAUCCUGUUUCUCGACGAUGACAUUGUGGUGCAAAAGGACCUGGCACCUCUAUGGGCAGUAGACAUGCAAGGAAAAGUGAAUGGUGCGGUGGAGACGUGUAAGGAGAGCUUCCACAGAUUUGACAAGUACCUCAACUUCUCAAAUCCAAAGAUCUCAGAGAAUUUUGAUGCGGGGGCUUGCGGGUGGGCAUUUGGAAUGAAUAUGUUUGACCUGAAAGAGUGGAGAAAACGGAACAUUACAGGGAUAUAUCAUUACUGGCAAGACAUGAACGAGGACAGAACACUCUGGAAGCUGGGUUCGUUGCCACCCGGGCUGAUCACGUUUUACAACCUGACAUAUGCAAUGGAGCGGAGCUGGCACGUGCUGGGGCUUGGCUAUGACCCAGCGCUCAACCAGACAGCUAUAGAGAAUGCAGCAGUUGUGCAUUACAAUGGGAACUACAAGCCAUGGCUGGGUUUGGCAUUUGCCAAGUACAAACCCUACUGGUCCAAGUAUGUGCAGUUCGAUAACCCGUAUCUCCGUCUCUGCAACAUCAUUGAAUGA
Arabis nemorensis is the source of this 2040-nucleotide messenger RNA. NCBI's taxonomy places the organism in Eukaryota, Viridiplantae, Streptophyta, Magnoliopsida, Brassicales, Brassicaceae. The record is from the annotation of a GenBank genome assembly.